ACCGCUGCCGCCGCCCCUAGCCCUGGCAGCCCCUGUCUCACAGCCUCCAGCAGCUCCGGCCACUCGACCAGCCAUGUCUCUCAGCGGAGCCUCUGAACGCAGCGUCCCGGCCACCAAGAUUGAAAUUACCGUGUCCUGCCGGAACCUGCUGGACCUCGACACCUUCUCCAAGUCUGACCCCAUGGUGGUGCUUUACACGCAGAGCCGGGCCAGCCAGGAGUGGCGAGAGUUUGGCCGGACAGAGGUGAUCGACAACACGCUGAACCCAGACUUUGUGCGCAAAUUCGUCCUCGACUACUUCUUUGAGGAAAAGCAAAACCUGCGCUUUGAUGUAUACAAUGUUGACUCCAAAACCAACAUCUCCAAACCGAAGGAUUUCCUGGGACAAGCAUUCCUGGCCCUGGGAGAGGUGAUCGGAGGCCAGGGCAGCCGUGUAGAGCGAACCCUCACGGGUGUACCAGGCAAGAAGUGUGGGACCAUACUGCUGACUGCAGAGGAGCUUAGCAAUUGUCGGGAUAUUGCCACCAUGCAACUGUGUGCAAACAAGCUGGACAAGAAGGAUUUCUUUGGGAAGUCAGACCCUUUCCUUGUGUUCUAUAGGAGCAAUGAAGAUGGCACGUUCACCAUUUGCCACAAGACAGAGGUUGUGAAAAACACACUGAAUCCUGUGUGGCAACCCUUCAGCAUCCCUGUGCGGGCACUGUGCAAUGGAGACUAUGACAGAACAGUGAAGAUUGAUGUGUACGACUGGGACCGGGAUGGAAGCCAUGACUUCAUCGGUGAGUUCACCACCAGCUACCGGGAGCUGAGCAAGGCCCAGAACCAGUUCACAGUGUAUGAGGUACUUAACCCUCGGAAGAAAUGUAAGAAAAAGAAAUAUGUCAAUUCAGGAACUGUGACACUGCUCUCCUUCUCUGUGGACUCUGAAUUCACUUUUGUUGACUACAUCAAGGGAGGGACACAGCUGAACUUCACUGUAGCCAUUGACUUCACAGCAUCUAAUGGGAAUCCUCUGCAGCCCACCUCCCUGCACUACAUGAGUCCCUACCAACUCAGCGCCUAUGCCAUGGCCCUCAAGGCAGUAGGAGAAAUCAUCCAGGACUAUGACAGUGACAAGCUCUUUCCAGCUUAUGGCUUUGGGGCCAAAGUGCCUCCAGAGGGACGGAUCUCCCACCAGUUUCCCCUGAACAACAAUGAUGAGGAUCCCAACUGUGCGGGGAUUGAAGGUGUGUUGGAGAGCUACUUUCAGAGCCUGCGCACAGUGCAGCUCUAUGGGCCCACCUACUUUGCUCCUGUCAUCAACCAGGUGGCCAGGGCUGCAGCCAAGAUCUCUGAUGGUUCCCAGUACUACGUUCUACUCAUCAUCACUGAUGGGGUCAUCUCUGACAUGACACAGACCAAGGAGGCCAUUGUCAGUGCCUCCUCACUGCCCAUGUCUAUCAUUAUUGUUGGUGUGGGACCAGCCAUGUUUGAAGCAAUGGAAGAGCUGGAUGGCGAUGAUGUGCGCGUGUCCUCCAGGGGACGCUAUGCAGAACGGGACAUCGUUCAGUUCGUCCCAUUCCGAGAUUAUGUUGACCGGUCAGGAAACCAGGUGCUGAGUAUGGCCCGACUAGCCAAGGACGUGCUGGCUGAGAUCCCAGAGCAGCUGCUGUCCUACAUGCGCACCAGGGAUAUCCAACCUCGCCCCCCACCUCCUGCCAACUCCAGCCCAACCCCAGCUCCAGAACAGUCCUGAGGAGCCUACCUAUUCAGUAACUAGCAGUCUGCCUGCCUGCCCACCCACUGCUUCUGCUGAAAGCCAGAGG
Molecule: messenger RNA, 1805 nt
Organism: Neogale vison (American mink)
Lineage: Eukaryota; Metazoa; Chordata; Mammalia; Carnivora; Mustelidae
Gene: CPNE9
Product: copine family member 9
Exons: 21
Coding region: 74-1735 (553 amino acids)
Biological process (GO): cellular response to calcium ion
Cellular component (GO): plasma membrane
Molecular function (GO): calcium-dependent phospholipid binding
Source: RefSeq, a predicted model, not a curated record